CGGCAUCGGGAUACCGGGCCAAGAUUGACUCGUGACUUUGGAACGAGCACAUCGCAGGUUACUCUCGAUAUACGACGACUUUGCGAGUUUGGAUAUACGAAGGAAGAAUAAGUUGUAACAAGUGAUUGUUGAAGAUUGAAACCAGUGUUUGAGUAGUGACUAACUUUCAGUUCGGACAAGUUGAUUUUGUUCGCUGCUUAAUAAUUUUCUUGGAUUUUUCGAAAACCGAAGAAAUUUUAAGCUGCAAAAAUGGCUCCCGAUAUUGUCGACGGACCAAUCAAUUUUCCACCACCGAUGAAGGAGGCUUCAACAGCUCCUCUCUUAGUGAUGCCGGAAAUUGGAAAGCAAAUUUCAAUCCUGGAGCCUGACAAAAUUGAAAAGAUCAAAGAGCCCAAAAAGGAACAAUCGUUCAUGUCGUUCUUCCAUCGGAAAGACGUUAAAUGGGGAAACGUUGUAAUGAUCACCAUAUUGCACAUUGUAGCAGCCUACGGAUUUUUGACUGCUCCCUACUUCGAGAAAUGGAAUACUUUUUUGUGGACAUGGUCUAUUGGUAUGAUGGGGGCAUUCGGUAUUACUGGAGGCAUCCAUCGUUACUGGAGUCACAGAGCAUACAAGGCCAAUACUCCAUUGAAAAUCAUCCUAUCAAUUUGCUAUCUUUCUGCUGGACAGAACUCGAUGUACCAAUGGGUUAGAGACCACCGCGUGCAUCACAAAUAUUCCGAAACCGACGCGGAUCCCCACAACAGUCAUCGCGGUUUCUUCUUUUCUCACGUAGGCUGGCUUAUGCUAAAAAAACAUCCUGAAGUGAUUAAGAAAGGCCAGCAGAUUGACAUGAGUGAUAUCGAAGCUGAUCCCGUUGCUGCCUUUUGCGAGAGACACUUUGCCCUGUUGAAAUUGAUGAUCUGCUUUGUCAUCCCCAUCGUAGUGCCGGUUUAUCUCUGGAAUGAAACCUGGUACUGGUCAUUCAUUUUCCAAAUCUGCAGAUACAGCUACGUACUGAACGCUACCUGGAGUGUUAACAGCUUCGCUCAUUUCUUUGGCAACAAACCUUACGACAAGAACAUCGGGCCGGUAGAGAACAAAUUCGUCUCGUACGUGUCGUUCGGCGAGGGCUGGCACAACUACCACCACACCUUUCCGUCGGACUACAGAGCCGCGGAAAUCGGCGGAGGUCGAUUCAAUACGACGACGACUUUGAUCGACUGGUUCGCCAAGCUCGGCUGGGCUUACGACAGGAAGGUACCCUCCGAAUCUCUCGUUAGAAUGACGAUAGAGAAACGUGGCGACGGUACGCACGAUCAUUCGAUGAAGACUGAAUAGCUGUAGUAGUCAAAUUUACUAGAUAUACAAUUAGGAGAGCAGCAAAGAAUAACUCAGGAAUUUAGGAUAAAAAUUGUUGAGGGUGAUAAGAAUUAAUUUUCAAAUUUUAACUUUCAGAACGUAGUCAUUCGUUUUAUGUUUAUUUCGUUACCACAUACGUUUUUGUGCUCUUUGAAGAUCGCAAGCUCAAUUGUUAACAUUUUAGACACAAUGUUUAUCGAUAAGUAGAUGGGAUAUUUAAGACGCAGGUCGUACAAUGAAUGAUAUCCAAUCUAUUCGAAGAAUAUUGCGUCAAUGACUGAUGUACUGUUAAUUAUUAUAUGUUAUUAUUUAAAUUAUGCGAAUUUGAAUGUGUCGUGUGAAUGUUUUAGUAUUAAUUAUGCAAUUUGUUAUGACAUUGACAAAUAAAAUCUUUU
Messenger RNA from Nasonia vitripennis (jewel wasp), 1736 nucleotides. RefSeq names its product stearoyl-CoA desaturase 5-like. Gene Ontology annotation, molecular function: stearoyl-CoA 9-desaturase activity; iron ion binding. Gene Ontology annotation, cellular component: endoplasmic reticulum membrane. The coding region runs from base 250 to 1320 and encodes 356 amino acids. Gene Ontology annotation, biological process: unsaturated fatty acid biosynthetic process. Lineage: Eukaryota; Metazoa; Arthropoda; Insecta; Hymenoptera; Pteromalidae. The record is from RefSeq and is a predicted model, not a curated record. The transcript is spliced from 6 exons.